Mirounga angustirostris (Northern elephant seal) is the source of this 1241-nucleotide messenger RNA. It is a transcript of the gene S100A5, whose product is annotated as S100 calcium binding protein A5. Lineage: Eukaryota; Metazoa; Chordata; Mammalia; Carnivora; Phocidae. The record is from RefSeq and is a predicted model, not a curated record. The transcript is spliced from 3 exons. The coding region runs from base 290 to 571 and encodes 93 amino acids. Gene Ontology annotation, molecular function: transition metal ion binding; calcium ion binding; calcium-dependent protein binding. Gene Ontology annotation, cellular component: nucleus.
AAUGGAAGACUGUCCUUGUGUGUGCAUGAUGGAGUUGACUGAUGGGGCCGAGGGCAGGGAAAAGAACACCCAAAGGCUUGGAAAGCCCCAGCUGUGGGGUCUUUGCCAGCAGAAUUGCCCCUCCCACCUCAGCCUUGCCUCUGGAGGGAUUGAAGUUCGUAUCUGCUCCUGGCUGGGGCCUGGAAUGGAGUUUGGGCGCCUUGGAGCAGGGAGCUGAAUCAGGAGGGCCCUACCCUGUGGGCCCCUUCCAGUGCCCUGGUUUCCAACCCAGGGAUGGAGCCACACACUGAUGGAGACACCUCUUGAGAAGGCCCUGACCACUAUGGUCACCACUUUCCAUCAAUAUUCGGGGAGAGAAGGCAGCAAACUGAUCCUGAGCAGGAAGGAACUAAAGGAGCUGAUCAAGAAGGAGCUGUAUCUUGGAGAGAAGAUGAAGGAGAGCAGCACUGAUGACCUGAUGAAGAGCCUGGACAAGAACAGUGACCAGGAGAUCGACUUCAAGGAGUACUCGGUGUUCCUGACCACGCUGGGCAUGGCCUACAACAACUUCUUCCUGGAGGACAGCAAAUGACCGGGGCUCAGCCCCUUCCCCCUGGUCUCUGCAACUUCUCUCACAGCUCCUCUCUGGCCCCUUGUCCUCCUCUCCCUUCUGGAUGGACCCUGCUUCAGCCUUCCCUUCCAGCAGAGGAAAUAAAGAUUUUCCAUUCCUGGCUGGUUUUGAAGAUGUCUUGUCCACCUUGCCUGGGGGUGGGUGGGGCAAGGCAGAACUUCUCCUUGAGUGUGUUGAGAGCCUCUGGGAGUUAGGGUCCUCGGCUUCCACCCCACUUCCUGCCCUUCUUCAGUGUGGAUGUCACUGAGCUUGCUGGGUUUAGUUUUGCCUCUCCGGAAAAUGGGGAAGUUGGGCCAGGCUUUCACUUGCCUCCCAGAGAAAGCGAAGAGGAAGUGCUCUGAUAGAGCAUACGCAGUGAGGGAGCUGGGGGAGGCUCCUGAGGGCAGUGGUGGACAAGCCAGUCUGAGGCCACAGGAGGCCACCGGGACGACACCCCAUGCCAGCCCCCUUUCCCCCUCGGCAGCUAGCCCUACCCACCUCACCACGAUCAUCUGUGGGGUUCAGUGCUUCCGCUGUCUCCACUUCCCCCUGAGAAAUUCCUGUCUCAGGAGAGGAUCUGGAAAACCUUUUCACUGGAGGGUACAUAACUCAGGCAAGCGCCAGGGUGCACAUUGCCCGGCAAGAGGCUGAA